AUGGCACAUUAUGAUUUUAAGAAUUUCAUGUCAACUAAGUUUAUUGAUGAUUUCGGAAAAGAAUUCAAGAAACAUGAAGUGCUUUGGCAAUCAUACUUACUUAUGGACCCAAAUCGACUUAAGUCAAACUUUUCGACCGGACGGAAUCACAGUUCGCUGAUUCUUCUUUACAAACUAAUGGUUGCUGCUAGAACUUUUUAUUCCCAAGAAUUACAAGUUAAUAAAAUUGGAAACGCCGAAAAGGAUGAAAAUAAUGAUAAAAAUAAAAGUGAAAAUGAUACAGAAAAAGUAUUGGAUGAUUUGAAUAAAAGUAAACCUAGUCAAAAGGUUACAGAUGAGGCAGGGAAUAAUGAGAAUGCACCAAAAAUAAAUCAAGCGAAUGGUAUUGAUAUGGAAAAUGAUAGAAAUUAUGCACAAACAAAUAACUCUAAAGAUGUUUCAACCAGUGGCGGCUGGUAUAGUCCGUAA
Molecule: messenger RNA, 468 nt
Organism: Danaus chrysippus (African queen)
Lineage: Eukaryota; Metazoa; Arthropoda; Insecta; Lepidoptera; Nymphalidae
Source: the annotation of a GenBank genome assembly